AUGGACAAAGUAGACACUGAAAAUUUAGACGUCAAUAUGAUACAUGUAAAAAACGAACCACUCGAUAUUAAUAUUGAUAAAGAAACGGAGAGUUCUAUUCCAAAAAUUAUUAUUAAACGGUCACGAAAAUCUUCGAAACCAUCUAAAAACUUGUCCGAUUUAAUUUACCAACGUAAAGGACUCAUACCACCCGAACACGUGAAAUCCAUAGCUAUUUUAACGUCGUCUGAUAUUGUUGAUCAACAAGAAGAAAUAGAUACCUAUGAAACUCUUGACGAUUACGAUCGAAUAUCACUAGAAGCGAAAAUAAUGCAACAAUCUUUACGUCAAAUAAAGUCGAGAACAAAAAAUGUUCAUCUUAAGUCUUCAAAAUAUUCCACGUCAACAUCACUCAUUGACGAUGAAUCAACAAAUGAAGUGGUCAGUGAUACUGAACCAGACUACAGCGAUAGAAAUGGAGAUAAUGAUGGACUUGAUGAGCAUCAAUCAAAUUAUAAACAUAUAAACAACAAUUCGAAACGCCCACGUCUUAGCUAUGAAAAACGUCUUGAAGCUAAUGCUAGAGAACGUGAACGUGUUCAUAAUUUAACGCAUGCAUUUGAAUCAUUACGUCAAGUUAUUCCGAUGUAUCCAGAUCAACCGAAACUGAGCAGAUUGAGUAUACUACGUAUUGCAUGUAAACGAUUUACAUUUUUUCAAACAGUUACAAUGAGUUCAAAAUCUGACAGUGGUCGAUCAGCGGUACAACAGUCUUCUAAAGAAACGUUGGUUGGACGUAGUAGUCAUGCAAGUGGCAGUAAUGAUAAAACAAAAAAAACUAGUGAAUCAUCUUCAUCCACAUCUUUAAAAACAAAAUCGGAUGAUGAAACUCAUAGAAAGAAAACAAAUGAAAAAUCAUCGAUUCAAAAGAAGGGUGCAGCAUCAUCAUCAGACAAUGUACAAACAAGAUCUAAAGAUAACGAAGGCAAAGUAAAAAAACGAAAGAAAAAACAUAAGUCAUCUUCGUCGACAAACAAAGAUAAGGAUGACGAGCAAAAGCGUUCACAUCGUCAUCGCUCUGAAACAAAAACAACAACAAUCACAACAAGUAUACCUCUAUCGAAGCAAAUGAAUGUUCUAAAGCAAAAUUCAUUAACAUUUUCACGUGAUCGUCAACAAACUAUGGAUUUAUGCGACGAUAUUGAAUCAUCGACUUUAACUACAUCAUCUGGGGCACAAAAAACAAAUAUUCUUCUGACACACUCACCUCCACCGCUAAUGCCGACAAUAUUACGUAUUGGUUCUAGAAAUGUUCAACGUGGCUCGAUUCCCUCACAUAUUGAACAGUUAGUUCCAUCUGUUAUUCACAAUAGUAAUAAACUAUCGAGUAGUACUUCAGCAACAACAAAUUAUGAACCAAAUUCCAAAAAGUUUCGUGUAGAAGGUCAAGUAUUCAUUGGUCCACAACCACAAUCAACGAUAACGGACGAAGAGAGAAAAUUUGAAGAACAAAUAGCUCUAUUAGAAACAAAUAGUAGUCAUUUGAAAUGGGAUAGUAACACAAGUGGCAGUGAUGAAGAUGAGCACAUUGAGAAAAUAUGUAAAAUGAAUAAUACAGCAACAAUAAGUGGACAUAUUCAGUUCAAAUUUAAUCGUACACAAAAUCCAUUGUUAAAAACUUCGCCGAUAGCGACCAGUCCUACUUCAACAUCGUCUACAACCGAAACAACAACUACAAAAAAAAAAUACUUAAAACUCAAGCCAUUGGAUGUGUUAAAUACCGAUUUAUCAUCAAAAAAAUCCCCUGUACGACAUUCAUCCUCAUCACAGUCAUCAAGAAAUUCUUCAUCUUCAAGAGGCAAAACAAAAAAACGAAAAAAGUCCGUGGAUCAGCAAAAGAGAAAAGUUGAUAAAAAACAUCAUCAUCACGAGACGAAAGAAGAACAUGAGGGAGAAAAUGCUUCCAAAGAAGAUCAACAAGUUGACAAUUCCACGGCGAAAAAAGUAUCAUCAAAUGAAGAAAAAACGAGUGAAAGUCAUGCGCAAAAAUCAACAGUAAAAAGUGAAAAUGGUAACAAACAACAAACAUCUCGUUCUCGCUCAACAUCUUCAACUAAAAAAGGUCGCAGACACCAUCGACGAAACACAAGUCAUUCAAGUACAUCGAGAUCUUCUACAUCCAAUUCAUCAAAAUCAUCAACAACAUCUCGUUCUUCAUCAUACCAUCGUCGACGAUCGUCACGUUCCAGCUCAUCGUCAAGAUCUCGUUCAAGAAGAACACGUUCAUCAUCAUCCAAUGAUUCAUCACGUUCACGUAGAAAUCGAAAGCGAUCGAAUCGACACAGUUCCCACAGCUCGAGAUCUACUCGAUCAACGUAUUCUCGGCGCUCGACAAGAUCAAGAACAUCAACAACUUCUUCCACUAGUCGUUCGAGAUCACGUUCGAGAUCACGCAAGAAAUCUGGAGGAAAUAAUAAUAGACGCAAAGCUGGUGGACGGGAUAGUGGAAAUACAAGACAAGAACGAGGUCGAGGUGCUGCGAAUAUAAGAGAUCGAAAUCGUUCAAAUUCGAAAGAUUCAAGAUUGAAUACACGACGUUCUACACCUGUCCGAAAUGAAAAAUACAAUAUGAACUUGGGCAGUAAUAUAAAUAAAAUUCCAAUUAAAAAGAAUCCUAUUAUAAAAAUGGAAAAACAGAACAGUAUAUUAUCAACAACAAACAUAACCACGGACACAAGUAAAACAACUACCGAUGCUCUUAUUGGUGUGACAAACGAUACACCAAUAUUGAAUCCUGACAAUGACACAGUUACAAUAAAACAAGAACCAAUAAUCCUCACAAUGCCCAGCAAUCAAAAGCAAUGGGCUGGAAAGAAAGCAAAAAAUACAGCGAAAAAACAAAGUGCUUUAUCUGCUAUUGGAAAUGGAAAUAAAAAUCAAACACAGCAAUCGGCAGACAUUGAACCUAUGAUUGGUCCUCAAUUACCGCCAGAACUAGAGAGAAAACUGAAUAAAGAUCGUCAAUUUACGCCACCUGAUAUGGAUGAUUUAGAAAAUUUAGAAGUUUUUAAAGAUUUAAAAUAUCGUGCUGAAAUUCAUGCGGCUAAAAAUCAUGGUGAAAUAACUGAAGAUCAAGCGCAGCAGUUAAUUCAACAACUUGAAAAUCAAAAAGCAUUUGGUUCAACGGUAGAGAUGUAUAGGCUGCAAACCCAGUCACCACAACAACACUCUCCUCUCUCUGCGUUAGCACUUGGUUCUAGUCCAACAGUGUCUAUGUUUCAAAUUCCAUUACACACGGAUACAAUCCCAUCAUCCGGUUCUUCAAUUAUGUUUGAGCAACAAUCAUCACCAAGUAAUACACCAUCUUCCAUGAUUACACUAUCAUCGUCUAAUGAUGCCAAUGUGGCAAACACAAAUAAUAUCAGUUAUAAUCAGCCAACAACAACAACAGUUUAUACACAAGACGGACAAGCAGUCAUAAUUCCUACAUCAAUGAAUCAUCAUCAAAUGCAAAUAGGAGGACAAACAGUUCUUGUUCAAUCACAGCAACCACAACAUCCGGUAUUAAUGCCAAUGCAAACAAGUACCGCAACUCAUCAACCACGAAUAUUUGCUGUGCGUACUCCACAAGGCACGAUUCAACAUGUUAUCGAAUAUCAGCCUACACAACUUGUACAACAACCACAGUAUAUUCAAAUGAUUCGACCUAAUCUUGUUCAACAGCUUCAAUUACAACAACAGCAACAAUUGCAACAACAACAAAUGUUACAAGCUUCAAUGGCGGCGCAACAGGGUGUAGGUGGACCUAUUUUAUUACAAAAUCAAGCUGGUCAAUUCGUUUUAGCACAUCCAACCCAACAACCAGCCACUCAAGCGAUUCGUUUAGUUCACGUUCCUUAUCUACCAAAAUAA
Messenger RNA from Didymodactylos carnosus, 3891 nucleotides. Lineage: Eukaryota; Metazoa; Rotifera; Eurotatoria; Philodinida; Philodinidae. The record is from the annotation of a GenBank genome assembly.